AAUUAGUAUACGUUAUUUCUUAUCAGUCCCGAUACAUCUGUUAUUGACAAAGAUUAACAAAACAUGGAGCCGUUACUAGCGGCAUGCCUCGUCCUACCACUGUUAGUUGGUGGACAGUCUCUCACUCCGUCGGAGUUUGAGGCACGUGUUGACGAUACACUAAGUAAAGUGUUAAAAUGCCACCCUCAGAACCCGGGUCUGACGGUCAGCGUGGUAAAGGAUGGUCGGCUGUUGUUCGCUAGGGGAUACGGUGUUACUGAUGUCUCGACUAACACCCCUGUCACCAACGAAACUCUGUUCCAAAUCGCGUCUGCUUCAAAGGCUUUUGCUGCAACUCUUCUCGUGAAACAAUUGGAGAGACAUUCCAACCUAAGUAUUUACACCAAAGUGAAGGAUUUGAUGGAGCCUGGUUUCGGUUUUUCUACACACAUAAGGACCACUAAUGCUGACUUGCGAGAUCUAAUGGCUCAUACUCUCGCCCUCCCUAGCAACAGCUACCUGAGAUUCGAUUCAAACCUGACACGCGAAAACCUUCAGAGGCGGAUGCCCUACAUUAAGUCGGUACACCCAUUUCGGACAAGUUUCGUCUAUAGUAACCUGAACUACGCCUUAGUUACCUAUAUAUCGGAGAAGCUUGGCGGAAAAAGUUGGGAAGACUUGAUACAUGAAGAACUAUUCCAGCCGCUGGGAAUGGACAGUUCCACGUUUGCAUCAACUACUCCAGACUUUUCCAAGGUAGCUACUGGAUACAGAAAUGGUCCAGGAUCCCGACUCGUCCCAGUAUCGCAUACACUGACCCGCAAGUGGGCGAUAUGGGCAGGGUCUAAUAGUGUCUUGACUAAUGGAAUUGACUAUGCUAAGUGGAUGAAUUUUCACCUCAACGAUGGCAAAGACAAAUCAGGACUUCCUUUGUUAAACGCAAAGUCGUUUGCAUACCUUCAUGCACCACAUAAUCUGAUCACAUCGACGGGAAGGUACUUCCGGCAACCGCUGGUUCCGGUGACCACUGCUGAUACAAGCUACGCGUUUGGCUGGAAGAACGGUUACUAUAGAGGUAAUCGAAUUCUACGUCAUACCGGCACUACCUUCGGUUACAGUUCAUUGGUGACCCUUUUCCCAGAUCUUAACCUCGGUGUAUUUACUUCAAUGACUGGGCAGGAUGAACAUUACAUCUUAAGACACCUGCUGCACAAUUUUCUCUCAGAUAAUUUGCUAGGUGUAACGCCAUGGCUAAACGCAACAACAAUGUGCAGUUUUCCAAAUCCCUGGUACUCCUCUAUUUCUUAUUCCCACUACGUCAUCAUAGACCGGACUGUCUCAGCAUCGCGCCCUCUAUCGGAGUACGUUGGUAUUUAUCAUAAUGACGCUUAUGGAGAAGUUCGUGUCACAAUGGAAGGGAAUGACCAUCUAGUAUUAAACUACGGAGUCGCUUCCUGGAAACUUUGGCCAAAACACAGUCACGACCAGUUUCAAGGAGAGGGACAAGGGAUGCUGUUCGAAACACUUGACAUUCAUCAAAUCAAGUUCCAUUCUAGUCACUCAAAAAUCAUUUCUGUGGAAAUUAUUACCUUCCAGUCUAAUGCGCCACCGACCUUUACAAAGAUGUCCUCCAAUCAACCUAUCAGCUCGGUGCUAGGAUAACAACGCUAGCAUAUAUUAUGUGUUCUUUCGUAUCAACCAUGUUUUCGGAAAUAUUCGAUUUUU
Magallana angulata is the source of this 1704-nucleotide messenger RNA. RefSeq names its product penicillin-binding protein 4-like. NCBI's taxonomy places the organism in Eukaryota, Metazoa, Mollusca, Bivalvia, Ostreida, Ostreidae. The transcript is spliced from 6 exons. The record is from RefSeq and is a predicted model, not a curated record. Bases 64 to 1641 code for a protein of 525 amino acids.